Messenger RNA from Culicoides brevitarsis, 1434 nucleotides. Its product is annotated as sorbitol dehydrogenase-like. The record is from RefSeq and is a predicted model, not a curated record. The coding region runs from base 225 to 1310 and encodes 361 amino acids. Gene Ontology annotation, molecular function: L-iditol 2-dehydrogenase (NAD+) activity; zinc ion binding. The transcript is spliced from 3 exons. Gene Ontology annotation, biological process: D-sorbitol catabolic process. Lineage: Eukaryota; Metazoa; Arthropoda; Insecta; Diptera; Ceratopogonidae.
CCACAUUUCCUUAUCAGUGAGCAAAUGUGAUAUUCAAAUCGCGAAAAAAAUUAAUUAAACGUGAUUAGGCGAGUGUUGAUUUAUUAUUUGUUCACUCACAACUUGUUUAUUAAACAAAACCCACUACUUCUGAUAAGGAAGACACGUAAAAAAGCUCAAAUAGGGGGUAAAGCGAAAAAUUUUUAUCAGUUUCCUUCGAAAAUUCAACCAGAAAACUUCCAAUUAUGGCACCAAACGACAAUUUAACCGCAGUUUUGCACGGCAUCGAGGAUUUACGUCUCGAACAAAUUCCUAUUCCCGAAAUUAAAGACGAUGAAGUCCUCCUUGAGAUGGAUUGCGUUGGCAUUUGUGGCUCAGAUGUGCAUUACUUGGUUCAUGGUCGAAUCGGGCCCUUUGUGUGUGACGGGCCUAUGAUAAUUGGGCAUGAAGCUUCAGGUGUCGUUUGUAAAGUUGGAAAAGACGUAAAAACUUUAAAAAUUGGAGAUCGCGUCGCCAUUGAGCCGGGAGUUCCGUGUCGCAAAUGCGAUUUUUGUAAAACGGGCAAAUAUAAUUUGUGUCCCGACAUGAAAUUUUGUGCAACGCCUCCGUAUCAUGGGAAUUUGACGCGUUAUUACGCGCAUGCAGCUGAUUUUUGCUUCAAAUUGCCGGAUCAUGUAACGAUGGAGGAAGGAGCCUUGCUUGAGCCGUUGUCGGUUGGAGUUCAUGCUUGUCGAAGGGCAAAUGUUUGUCUUGGGUCGGAAGUUUUGAUUCUUGGCGCGGGACCAAUUGGAUUAGUUACAGCGAUUGCGGCAAAGGCAAUGGGAGCUUCAACAGUCCUCAUCACGGAUUUACUCGACGAUCGUUUAGCAACUGCAAAAAAAGUUGGCGCCGACUUGACCUUGAAAGUCGAAAAAACCGACAAAGAAGAAGACAUUUUGAAGAAAAUCAAGGAACUCAUGCCAAAUGCUCCCGAAAAAACGAUCGAUUGCAGCGGAGCCGAGAUCACAAAUCGUCUUUCCAUUCUCGCAACACGCAAUGGAGGCGUUGCUGUACUCGUUGGAAAUGGCCCGUUGAACGUUAAUGUGCCAUUGAUCAACGCUUUGAACCGCGAAGUUGAUAUUCGUGGCGUUUUUCGGUACUGCAACGAUUAUCCGACGGCAUUGGCUUUAGUUGCGAGCGGAAAAUGCAACGUGAAACAACUCGUGACGCAUCAUUUUGACAUCACGGAAACCAAAGAUGCCUUCCAUACGAGUCGUCAUGGACUUGGGGGAGCAAUUAAAGUCAUGAUUCACGUUCAACCACGCGAUAAAAAUAAUCCAAAGAAGUUUUAAAGUUGGAAAUGUGCCAUUUUUGUUUUGUUUCAAGAGUUUUUAUUUUUUUAGUUGAAUAACGAUGCAUUUAGAUUGCUUUUAACUAACUCGCAAUAAAGUUUUCGAAUAAAUUUUAUCAAAAAAA